AUGAUCAGAAUUUAUUUAUUAACUCUAUACGUCACAAUUGUCCUCGGAUCAGAAUGUGAGCUAAGCGAAUGGACAGAGUGGAGUACGUGCUAUGGCACGUGCUAUUAUGGUCAAGCUGUUCGCAAUCGUGACGUUAUUCGUCCAUCACUUCCGGAUAGUUUUGGCGCUCCUACGAGACGAUGCCCACAUCUCUACGAGACCUCAUCCUGCACUCCAGACUUAUGUGAGGGUGCAUCCGAAAUUGUCGAUCUUCCUAGCGAAUCCGGUCGACAAAAGGCACCUGUCAAGGUAGUGAUCGAAAAACAGCUUUUGGACAAAGGAGGGCUAGAAAAUGAGGUUGUUCAUGUGCCUCGAAAAAUGAAUGGAGGAGGCAUCGAAUUAAGAGAUCUACCUCGUUUUCCCAGUGAAAAGAGGAGAUCUCAUGGACAAAGAACACGAACUGUCGAACAGUUGGCGGUAGAACUAGAAGCCGAUCAUCGCCCUUCUUUUAAGGGAGAAAUAAUAGCCGAAGGCAGAAUGUUGACAAGGCAGAAUAUGUCUCGUAAGGCAGCAAAUAACAAUUCGGGCGUAUUUUUGGACACUCUGACCGUGGAUCUUCCCAAACAUUUGAAACCAGCCAAGGAAAAGAAAAUACUGGUGGCUAAGCAGAGCACAUUCUCGGAAGAUGACGAGAAAUACACUGCUGGACAGUCUCAAAUCAGCGAUGUUCUACGAGAACUUGAAACAGCCACUGAUUUCAAAACACCUCUGGAUGAUGAACAUAUCCGUAAGGUGCUUCGAAGGAAUAGAAAACUUAUGAAAGCGUUGGUGGAAGCGUAUAAACUUAGGACGACUACAAGUACCACCACAAUAGCAACGAGUUCCUUGCCAGAUGAGGAAGAUGAAUUGAAUUUGUAUCCGAGCACAACCGAUGAGUCCCAAGAUUUAUCCACUGCAACAGAGCCUACAGCUAAUUCGACCUCUACAGAUGAUCCAAACUUGCAGGAAGACGAGACAACGACGUCAAAUUUCAAUACAGAGUUACCGUCUACGACAGAGGAAAGUUCCUCUUCAUCGGAGUUCCUUAGUGCCACGAGUGAUGAGAGCGAAGAGAGUUCUACUCCGGAUAACGUCUCAUACAUAUACGACAAUCCACUGGAUGGUGACGUUAGGGUUCCCACGAGAACGACUGCUGAAUCCGACUUCAGUGACCAAGGUUUUACGGAAAACACGAAACCUACAGAAGCGACCGUACAGCACAGCGAAUCGGCGGUGACAGAAGAAAUUGACGGAAAAUCUUUCACCGAUCUGUUGACCUCUCAGGAUUUCGAUGAAUCCUCGGAUGCGUUAGCUUCCAACUCGUUUGCGGAGAAUGAAGACUUGGAAGCAUAUGAAACAACUCCGUCGACAACGAGUGUCAUGACAACAGAAGCCACAACGACAACGACUACAACACCUCCGUACUGGCCACGAAAGGGAUAUGUUCCGAAUACUCGAAAACAUGCCUCGGAAAUCACUUCAAAACUUUACAUGACACAAGAAAUUGUCCAGGCUCUGUCCGAUGAUCCAAUUCGUCGUUCACCCAUACUUAGAUUAGACUGUCUGGAAAAUCGACGUUGCUGUAAAAUUACACGAACCGAAUGCUCCGACGGUACGAUACCGAAAUAUGUGAAGAGAUAUUACAGGCCGCGAAUGUCGGAAGCAUGUGUUCCUUAUCAUUAUCCAAGAUGCUCACAAAGUGAAGAGAUGGAGGAGCAACCGAUACAGUACGAACAAAACUGUCAGGAUCUUUGUUUUAGGGGACCGGAAAAACGUAUUUCUCCGCUGCUUAUGUUAUCCGAGAACUAA
Molecule: messenger RNA, 1827 nt
Organism: Necator americanus (New World hookworm)
Lineage: Eukaryota; Metazoa; Nematoda; Chromadorea; Rhabditida; Ancylostomatidae
Exons: 9
Coding region: 1-1827 (608 amino acids)
Source: RefSeq, a predicted model, not a curated record